CUGGAUGGACCGAGUUUAACAUGUCUAAUCCCAACUUGCAGGAUAAUCCCCACUUGAAAAGCCACCACGUUUUGCAGGAUAAUCCCAACUUGACUUCACUCACACGCGCACUCAUAUCCACGUACGAUCUCCCACUCCGAGCGAGAGACGAAGGCCUGCACGUCCCGUUCCAGGGCCUAGCUUGUUCCGCCCGGCUGAGCGAGGCAAGGCGAGUCGAGCCGGGACAGCCGGACAGAGGAGCGAGCUACACGAGAGAGAGAGAGAGGGGGGGGGAUCGAAUGAUCGAUGAUGGCCGUGGCGGCGGCAACGCGCAUUGCGGUGGUGGUGGUCGCGGCGCUGGCGGCUCUCGCGCCGGGCGCGCGCGGGCUCCGCCGAGACGACUUCCCGGUGGGGUUCCUCUUCGGCGCCGCGACGUCCGCUUACCAGUUGUUUCGAUUCGUCACAGCUGGACGAAUCUCAGAUAGACGCAACGGGGAUGUAGCGGAUGAUCACUACCAUCGGUACACGGAAGAUGUGGAGAUUCUGCAUAACUUGGGUGUCAAUUCCUACAGAUUCUCAAUUUCGUGGGCAAGAAUUCUACCAAGAGGUCGGUUUGGAGGAGUUAAUUCGGCAGGAAUCGCCUUCUACAACCGUCUGAUCGACGCGCUCCUACAGAAAGGCAUACAACCAUUCGUGACACUGAACCAUUUCGACAUUCCACAAGAGUUGGAAAUCCGAUAUGGCGGCUGGUUGGGCGCUGGAAUCCGGGAGGAGUUUGGGUAUUACUCGGACGUGUGCUUCAAGGCUUUCGGUGAUCGUGUCAGGUUCUGGACGACGUUCAACGAGCCGAACCUGAUCACCAAGUUCCAAUUCAUGCUGGGCGCGUACCCUCCGAACCGGUGCUCCCCGCCGUUCGGCAGCUGCAACAGCGGCGACUCGCGCCGGGAGCCGUACACCGCGGCGCACAACAUCCUGCUCUCCCACGCCGCCGCCGUCCACAACUACAAGACGAAUUACCAGGCAAAGCAAGGCGGCUCAAUCGGGAUCGUGGUCGCGAUGAAAUGGUACGAGCCGCUGACGAAUUCGACGGAGGAUGUGCGGGCGGCACGGCGUGCGCUGGCCUUCGAGGUGGAUUGGUAUGGCUUUGCAUGUUACCUCCCUUUUCUUUAGUGAUGCAAAAUGUAGUGGCAAAAAUUCAGUGUCCAUCAAUUAGAAAUUAGAACACCCUGAAAAAAAAGAAGAGAAAUUACCUCGUGUGUUCCGUAAUUCUUGAACUUCAUGUGGAUGGGGAUGCAAUGAAAAAAGAUUAUACACGGUGA
Molecule: messenger RNA, 1298 nt
Organism: Oryza sativa Japonica Group (Japanese rice)
Lineage: Eukaryota; Viridiplantae; Streptophyta; Magnoliopsida; Poales; Poaceae
Product: beta-glucosidase 16
Biological process (GO): carbohydrate metabolic process
Molecular function (GO): beta-glucosidase activity
Source: RefSeq, a predicted model, not a curated record